This is a messenger RNA of Prunus armeniaca (apricot), 501 nucleotides long. NCBI's taxonomy places the organism in Eukaryota, Viridiplantae, Streptophyta, Magnoliopsida, Rosales, Rosaceae. The record is from the annotation of a GenBank genome assembly.
AUGAUGUUCCCCAAGUUUUGGACUCAAUCCGAUUUCGAUUGGUCCGUGAAAUUGGACGAUUCAGGUGUUCCCCUUGGCUUUAGCAAUAGCGCAUGGCGGCAUGAUUCCCAUAGCCCCUAUGUUCUUGGGACAUCCGAUGCAGGGGUAGACAAUGCCCUGCUCCUUCUAGCAGUGCUGCCUCAUACUCAUCCUUUUCUCGGAACAUCCAACAUAGCUGCCGGCACUGCCCUGCACCUUCCAGCAGUGCUGCCUCCUCCUCAUUCUCUUCUCAGAACAUGCGACAUAGUUGCCGGCGCUGCCUUGCACCUUCCGGCAGUGCUGCCUCCUACUCAUCCUCUUCUCAGAACAUGCGACAUAGUUGCCGGCGCUGCCUUGCAUCUUCCAGCGUGCUGCCUCCUUUUAUUUCGCAGGUUGUUUUCUUUGGCUUGGGGUCAGUUGGCUUGGUGCACAGCUUCCAUCUUUCUUGAUACCAUAGGAUGUACUAAUCUCCAGCAUGUGUAA